Messenger RNA from Anolis sagrei ordinatus, 2387 nucleotides. Its product is annotated as cytochrome P450 2H1-like. Gene Ontology annotation, cellular component: intracellular membrane-bounded organelle; cytoplasm. Gene Ontology annotation, biological process: xenobiotic metabolic process. Gene Ontology annotation, molecular function: oxidoreductase activity, acting on paired donors, with incorporation or reduction of molecular oxygen, reduced flavin or flavoprotein as one donor, and incorporation of one atom of oxygen; heme binding; iron ion binding. The record is from RefSeq and is a predicted model, not a curated record. NCBI's taxonomy places the organism in Eukaryota, Metazoa, Chordata, Lepidosauria, Squamata, Anolidae.
GGAGGCGAGUGCCGCGUCCCUAAUUCGGCCGGAGAGCGAGGAAGGAGUGACCAGAUCCCUCCCUGCAGUCCCUCCGAGGGAAGGAAGAAAGGAGGAUGCACCGGGUGAGGCGCGCUCUCAAGGUGGGACAAGGCUGGAGAGGGAAGGGGACGAGGGCCCCUCCCGGCCUGCCCCCCGGCCCGCGCCCGCUGCCCUUCCUGGGGAACGCCCUGCAGGUCGACACCAAGAACUUCCCCAGGUCCGUGGAGAAGCUGAGCCAGCGCUACGGGCCGGUCUUCACGCUCUACCUGGGCUCUCAGCGGGCGGUGGUGCUCUUCGGCCAGGAGGUGGUGCAGGAGGCCCUGGGGCCCCGGGGGGAGGACUUUGGCGGCCGCGGAGGGAGCCCCAUCCUGGACAAGACCAUCGGCGGGACAGGCAUCGGGUUCAGCAACGGGGAGACCUGGAGGCAGCUCCGCCGCUUUGCCGAAGAGACGCUCCGCGAGUUGGAGGCGCCGACCGAGGCGUGGAUCCAAGAGGAGGCCGCCUUCCUGGCAGAGAGGCUGCACAGCACGGAAGGUCGGCCCCUGAACCCUUCCCAGCUGCUGACCGCGGCCUCGACCAACGUCCUGUGCGCCGUGUCCUUCGGCUCUCGCUUCGACUACCAAGACCCCGAGUUCCUGGCCUUCCUGCAUCUCCUGGGGGAGAACGCCCGGCUGCAGACCCGGCCCAUGACCCAGCUGUACAAUGUCUUCCCGGCCCUCCUGGACCCCCUCCCCGGCUCCCACCAGACCAUCUUCCGGAACACAAAGGAAAUGGACCGCUUCAUUGCCCGGAGGGCCGAGGCCCAGAAGGAGGCCCUGCCGCCCGGCCCCGCCCGGAACUUCAUCCACGCCUUUCUCCUCAAAAUGGAGCAGGAGGAGAAGCAGCAGCAUGGGGAGGGGGGCCCUGCCUCCGUCUUCGACCUCCGGAGUUUGGUGAGAAGCACGAUAGACUUUUUCGUGGCCGGAGCCGCGUCCACCAGCCUGGUCCUCCAGUACCUGAUGCUGGUGCUCCUGAAGUACCCCGAGGUGCAAGAGAAAGUCCACCAGGAAAUCGAGCGGGUGAUCGGCCCGUUGAGAAGGCCUUGCUUGGCGGACCUGGCCGAGAUGCCCUACACGCACGCCGUGAUCCGCGAGGCCCACCGCUCCCUGGCCCUGGUCCCACUCAACGUGCCGCGCGCCACCACCCAGGACACCCUCUUCCGGCAGUUCCUCAUCCCCAAGGGCACCACCAUCUUCCCGGCCCUGAAGCCCUCCUUGCACGACCCCCGGGAGUUCCCCCACCCGGAGCGCUUUGACCCCGCGCACUUCCUGGACGAGGCGGGCGCCCUGCGGGAGAGCGAGUUCUUCAUCCCCUUCUCCAUCGGGCAGCGUGCGUGCCUGGGUCGGCGCCUGGCCUCGACCACCCUCUUUGUGUCGCUGGCCACGCUCCUGCAGCGCUUCCGCCUGCACCCCGCCCUGCCUCCCGAGGAGCUGGACCUCUCGCCCGCCACGGGCUUCCUGACGGUGGCCCCCAAACCCUUCCAGGUCUGCCUCCUCCCCCGCUGAGCCGCAGGAAGGACACCAAGGAAGAGGAAGCGUCGCGAAGGCUGGCGGACUUUUCUCCCACGGCUUGCCCAAGGCUUUCUCUCACGGCCUGAAUCACUGGGGCGUUGGGUGGUUUUCCAGGCUGCCUGCAGCAUUUUCUCCUGACAAUUCGCCUGCAUCUGUGGCUACUGGCACCUUCAGGGGAUCUGGUGGUGGUAAAGCAAGCCGAGUAUGUAAUAUCCCUUGUCUGUUGCAAUGAGCAAGCUUGGAAGCUGCAAGUCACUCAGGGAGGGUCUCUGCAUGGAGGGAGCCUAACCUCCGUUGCCUGGAGGCACCCCCUGUUUGGGAGGUGUUCGCUGGUACUUGAUUUGGUGCCUCCAGGCAACAACAGCCAGGCCACCUCUAUGCUGGUUGGUUUUGCAGCUGCAAGGCUACUCAGCACUACUCAAGCAUACUCAUUGCAACAUCCACACUGGAUUCUUUGUCCCACCCUGGGCAUCACUCCACAGAGGGUGCCUCCAGGCAACAACAGCCAGGCCACCUCUAUGCUGAGACCCUCACUGAUUGACUUUGCAGCUGCAAGGCUACUCAGUGCUACUCAAGCUUGCUCAUUGCAACAUCCACACUGGAUUCUUUCUCCUGCCCUGGACAUCAUUCCACAGAGGGUGCCUCCAGGCAACAACAGCCAGGCCACCUCUAUGCGGAUACCCUCACUGAUUGGCUUUGCAGCUAUUAUCAAGAAAGGAAGACAGGAAUGGAUCUCGCAAAGGGAAUUUCUGAAUGAAAAGUCAUGGGUAGUCAUGGGUUCAUGGGAAUGGCCGGCCUGUACGAUGUGUAUUGGAU